Messenger RNA from Lactuca sativa (garden lettuce), 581 nucleotides. RefSeq lists its product as uncharacterized. The record is from RefSeq and is a predicted model, not a curated record. NCBI's taxonomy places the organism in Eukaryota, Viridiplantae, Streptophyta, Magnoliopsida, Asterales, Asteraceae.
GUCGCAACCAAUGUACCAAUUGUUCUUGUUUCGAGUCUUUUAACCCAGGGUUUAAUUAGGGUUCCAUUUUCAUGGCGUACUCCAGAGCUGUAUCUAGGAUCUGCACUCGUCUCCAAUCUCUAUCUCCCAAAUUCACCACCAAGCGCUCCGUUCCUCUUUCACCUGAUUCAUCAUCUUUCCCCAAGUCAACCUGCAAGCCUCAAGUUUCUUCUUCUUCUUCUCAUCGACGUACUUCAAGGUUACCACUUGAGUUGAGCGCUUUGAUAACAAUGAUGCCAUUGCAUAGUGCCAUUGCAUCAGCUUGCUUAAAAUCGGGCUUGUUGAUAGAGUCUGAAAGCUGGGGAUUAGUCCCUCAAGGCAAGUCAAUGCCUUUAUGAGACAAGUUUGUGGCUUCUUUGGGUCUGUAGGAGAAGGAAGUUCCUUCUUUUGACAUGUAAUACAAGAUCAAUUUUCAUAAGUUUUCAAAUUUUCUAUUUAGUGUUUUCCAUCAAUUUGAAUUGGUUGUUCGUUGUUGUUUCUUUCUUGAAAAAUAAAACAUGAAGUUGUAGAAAGCAUCAUGUUGAAUUUUCUUGAUCUUGUCA